Hemicordylus capensis (graceful crag lizard) is the source of this 2943-nucleotide messenger RNA. Its product is annotated as DNA primase small subunit-like. Gene Ontology annotation, biological process: DNA replication, synthesis of primer. The transcript has 12 exons. The coding region runs from base 58 to 1311 and encodes 417 amino acids. Gene Ontology annotation, cellular component: alpha DNA polymerase:primase complex. NCBI's taxonomy places the organism in Eukaryota, Metazoa, Chordata, Lepidosauria, Squamata, Cordylidae. The record is from RefSeq and is a predicted model, not a curated record.
AGAGAGCUGCUGGAAGUCGGAGCCUGUUUUCUCCCGCGCUUUCCUCUUGCUUUGGCUAUGGCAGACUUUGAUCCGGGCUCUCUGCCCGACCUGCUGCCUCUUUAUUAUCGUCGCAUCUUCCCCUUCGGUCCUUAUGGGCGGUGGUUGCGCUAUGGUGACGUGUCAAAGAAUUACUUCCAGCGGCAAGAGUUCUCAUUCACUCUGCGUGAUGACAUCUAUGUGCGGUACCAGUCUUUCAACACACCCCAGGAACUGGAGAAAGAGAUCCAGAAAAUGUGUCCUUACAAAAUUGAUAUUGGGGCCGUCUAUUCUCACAGGCCCAUUCAGCACAACACUGUACACUUGGGUGCCUUCCAGGCACAGGAGAAAGAACUGGUGUUUGACAUUGACAUGACGGAUUACGAUGAUGUCAGACGAUGCUGCAGCUCUGCAGAGAUCUGCUCCAAGUGCUGGACGCUCAUGACCAUUGCCAUUCACAUAAUAGACCGGGCACUUGUAGAGGACUUUGGAAUCAAGCACCGCCUCUGGGUGUACUCAGGAUGCAGAGGUGUGCAUUGCUGGGUGUGUGACGAGUCUGUCAGGAAGUGGUCCUCAACUCUGCGCUCUGCCGCAGUGGAAUAUCUCACCUUAGUGAAGGGUGGUGAAGAAACCAUCAAGAAGGUGACCCUCCCUGAAAACAUUCACAUUCAUCCUUUCAUCAGAAAAUCAGUAGAGGUGGUGACAGAUUACUUUGAAGCGUAUGCCCUGGUUGGUCAGGAUAUUCUUGGAAGCAAAGAGAGCUAUGAAAAGGUGCUGGCUCUGGUCCCAGAGACAGUUCAAGAGGAACUUCAGCAUGAAUUCUGUAAAAAGAAGCAAGAUUCAGUCCAGCGCUGGCAGCUUUUUAAAAAAAAGUUGGAAAGGUACAAUAACUCAGUCAAGAAAAUGGCACACACCGAAUGGGAGAUCAUGUUGCAGUACUGCUUUCCCCGCCUAGAUAUUAAUGUUAGCAAAGGCAUCAACCACUUAUUGAAGAGCCCCUUCAGUGUCCACCCCAAAACAGGUCGUAUUUCAGUUCCAAUUGACUUAAAGAAACUGGAUGAAUUUGAUCCGUUGGCUGUUCCCACUAUAAGCCGCCUCUGUCAAGAACUGGACUCUAUUAGCAAUGAUGAGGGGGAUGGAAAGGAAAGUGAAGGGGAGCCAGAAUGCCCUCGUAGGAGUAGAGGUUAUAAGAAAACCAGUCUGGCUUCAUAUGUGAAAGUCUUUGAACAGUUUCUGGAGGAAUUUGAAAAAUCCCACAAAAAGGAACGUCUUGCAGCUAGUGGUAAGAGCUGAGAUGGAAGUAGAGCAUUUAACUUUUGCUUUCUGUUUUUGUUCUGGAUUCCCCUGUGUGGAAUCAGUCCAACAGGGCUACCACAAAUACCUUGAGUUUGUUUGUGUAUGUUUUAAGGUUUUGUUGCAAAACACUUCUGUUUUACAGAAGACUUACCUCAACUCUGUUGUUCCUUGUUUUGAUCUGGCUAUUCUAAUAAAUCAAAAUUAGUCUUUAUUACAUAACAAAAAUACAACCUUGCAAUAUAUCUGAGAUGACCAAACAGACCCCCAGUGUGCAAUAUUGGUUGCACAUAAAUUUGUGAAUAAAUCUUACUCAUUAACCUUGGUACUUUAGACAAGGGUUAUGCUUGUCAGUCUCUCUAACCAAAUAGAUUAAACUUUGCACGCCAAGCCAGCCAUUUUAUCCAGCUAUGUAUUCAAAAGUGCUUUUCUGAGAUCCAUAUGAAGGGAGAUAAUUCUAAUAUGUAUCAACUGGAAGCAAGCUUGUUUUUAUUAAGGAGCUGCAUAUGAAAAAUGUAUCCCUUCUGCCAAAACAGCAGCCCUGAGUCUCCCCCUCUCCCCCUGCCCCUUUGUAACAUGUAGAAGAGAUUCCCCAAUGUCUCACUGUCAUUACACUGCAUUUCUCUGCCUCACUCGCCAUUUCUCUGCUGCUGUUGGGGGCGAGGGGUAGGAGAGGAAGCAACAUAGUGUAGUGAUGUCAGGACACGUGGAAAGCUGUACUGCAUGUUAAUGGAUCAGGAGAAUUCGACACAGGGUUGUUUGGGUAGUAGCCCAGUGUUUUAUACUACAUAGUUCUACUCUUUCAGUCAAGCUCCUUGAAAUUCUGCACUAUAUACUGUUUGGCUCGAACUGAAAUAUCGUGGUCAGCAGCUAUCACAGAAUCGGCAAGAGCACACACACACACUCUUCCAUUCAGAAUGGGCUGCUGCUUCUAGCCCACUUAUUGCCCAUUAUCCGGAAAUCUUACUUAGUGCCAGAUUAUUUGGGUUUUCAAACUGUAGAAUUUAGGCUUUACUCCCCACCCCACCCAUCCUCUCCUAUAGUAGCAGCCACAUAAACCUGUCACACAACAUAUAUGAUACCUUCAAAUGAUGCAUGAAUAGAGUUUAAAUGUGUAUUCUCUCUCACACACACACACACACACACACACACACAGAGAUAUGCAGAUGGAUUUCUGAAGUCCUUGAACCUGUAGUGUUGUGGAUUUACCAUUCCUAUUCAGAACCAGGCAGUUGUGAGCAAUUACAGUGGGGCAUUUCUGGUGACUUGGUCAUAUUUUUGCUGUAACCAACCCGCUUCAUUUUGAGAAGCAGCCCAAACUAGCUUUUCCUUCCAAAGGAGAGGGGGAUAAAAGCAGGAUUAGCAAGUGUUAGGUUCUACAGGUGCCACCAAGUGAAUACAGAGCCCAAGUGAAAAACGGAACGGACAUAAAUUACUCACAAGAUUAAAAUUAAAACAUCCAAGAGUAUUCUUUACUUUUGCAUUGGCAAAGGGGAGGAGAGUGCAAUGGAACACAAUCUUCUUUCUCAGACAGCAGAAGGGUUUACAUUACAUGUCAAUUUAACAUACAGUGAAAUUUUAUGGUCAUUGCUUUUUUUUUAAUUGCAACACUGUAACAAUAAAGAAACUUUU